This is a messenger RNA of Pararge aegeria (speckled wood butterfly), 479 nucleotides long. RefSeq lists its product as uncharacterized. The transcript has 3 exons. The coding region runs from base 101 to 403 and encodes 100 amino acids. The record is from RefSeq and is a predicted model, not a curated record. NCBI's taxonomy places the organism in Eukaryota, Metazoa, Arthropoda, Insecta, Lepidoptera, Nymphalidae.
UCUACCUACAGCAAAAUAGUGCUUGCAUUAAUUAUCACUGAGCACAACUCCUGAACCAGUGUUACCAAUUUACAAUUACUAAAUACCUACUUUUAACAAAAUGCAUUACAUUAUUGUAACUGAAUUGCAAUCACCAGGAGAAGAGCCAGUUUGCAAAGUUAAGGGCCUACCGUCAGCUGACGUAAAUACUCUAGAAUCAUGUUUUUUGGAUCUUCAUCUACCAUGCAAAAAUCUUGAAGACUUUAUUGAAGUGGAUUUUUCCGGUGUUGAUGUUUUGAAUAUACUUUGCGGCUUAGAUUUUCGUUACAGAGUCGUUAGUCAGUGUAUGGCAAUUGAAAUCACUGCAAUUGGAGGAAGAACAAUGAAGAUUCAAAAGAUUUUUUGGACAAUGGCUAAGGAGUGAAAAUUAUACAAUACUUUAAAUAAAGUAUUUAUUUAAAUAUUAAAUACAACCUUCUAAAAAAUUAGUUUCCAUUUUC